Eriocheir sinensis (Chinese mitten crab) is the source of this 2538-nucleotide messenger RNA. RefSeq names its product nucleolar protein 3-like. The record is from RefSeq and is a predicted model, not a curated record. Lineage: Eukaryota; Metazoa; Arthropoda; Malacostraca; Decapoda; Varunidae. The coding region runs from base 39 to 560 and encodes 173 amino acids. The transcript is spliced from 3 exons.
AGCUUAACUAACACCCUCUUCUCUCUCCCUCUCUGCAGAUGAUGACUCGUCCCUGCGUGUUGGCCCUGCUCGGCGUGGCUCUCCUGUGCGGCUUCGUGGCUGGGCAGGAACAGGGCGCGGGUGCAAGCGCUGCCCCCACGGGCCCCGUUACCCCCGCCACCCCCAAGAAGCCCGACGCCUCCACCACCGCGGAACCUUCCCCCGAACCCUCCUCUGAUACCGAUCCCAAAGCCGAGGCAGAGCCCGAGGCCGAACCCGAGAGUGAACCCGAACCCGAAAGUGACGACACGAAGGCCAAGUCAGCUGCCCCUAGUGACGAUGACGAGGAUGAUGAUGAUGAUGCGGAUGAGGCCGAGAUGGAGGGGAAGGUGAUGAAUGAUGAGGAGGAGGGGAAUGAUGAUGAGGAGGAUGAGGAUGAGGAGGAGGAGGAGGAUUAUGUGGAGAAUGAGGAGGUGGCUGACGCUGAGGCCUCAAGCAGCGAGAACGGAGCUGCCCUCGUGAGCGUGUCUCUUCCCUCAUUGGUGCUGGCCGCCGUGCUCGCCAAGGUGUUCGCCCACUGAACGAACACCUGCCAUCCACCACUCCCUCCUCAAUAUCAUCAAAAGGCCUUAUUACAUCAGGUGCCAGGCGACCCCGCGUGACAUCUGGUAGCACAAAGUAGCAGAGAGAGCGAGAGAAAGAGAGAGAGUGAGUGAGUGUUGAGUCUCGACGAAGAGAACAAGAGUGACGUGGCCGCAUGUGAUCUCCCUGUUCCCCUGCCCCGCUAUCCUCCGGGGGCUCGGUUUGUAAACAGAAGAACAAGCCAAAGUCCACAUAACAGCAGGCCGGGACACGCCUUCUCGUCACCUGGUGUCCCAACUUGUUGUUAUAUGGACGUUGGAACAAACCUGCGCACACUUUGUAACGCAGAGAGGCUUCUCGGAUUAAUGCAAAGAAAAAGAGCUGUUCCUUUUCUCAACUUUACAAAAUUUCAAUCCAGCUUGUUCAUCAUAUAUUUCUUCCCUUGCGUGUGGAUGAGUGUUUCUCGCUGUGUAUAUCUGUGUGUCAGUGUGUGCGUGUGAGCUCUGUGUGUGUGUGUGUGUGUGUGUGUGUGUGUGUCCGGGUGUGUGUGUUUGUGUUGUGAGUGGUCAACACAACUCACAGAUCAGCUUGGUUUUGUUUCGUUGUAUCAGUGGGCCAUUGUCACCAUUCCAGUAGUGCCUCAUAUGGGCGUCUUUUCUUUGUGAUCUGUUCUAUAAUCAUACGUUUCGUGAUAUAAUAUAAAGCACACUGUAUCUAUCUAUCGGUUGGUUGUCUGGGUCAAAUAUUAAUAAUCCGAAUAUGCACAACGCUUUCUGGGUAAACUGUAAGAUGUCCAUGUUAACUGUAAAACUAUAAUACGCUGCCAACCUGUCGCCUCCGUCAGUAGCACGCCAUGAAGCUGUCUGUGGUAAUUAAUUAUUUAUUAUAUCAUUAACUAUAGGUGCCACUGCUCUCCCCUGGCGGUGACUCAAACUGAAUCCAGCUUUCAUUGGUACUUAAUAAAAAACAAAACCCACAAAAAAAGGUCAAGUAUUCGCACGCAGGGAGUGACGGGAGGCUUGGGGUCCGUCCACGCCUGACUUCGAGUGUCCCACCGGAGGCUCAGGAGCGGGAACCUUCCUCCGCAGGGCUCCUUGUUUGUACUUUUAUAUAAUGUCCAGUGUUCGCUACGACUCGGUACACGCCGCCACGAACCUUUACUAUUCCUACACCAGCCUUCUCUCCGGCAUAAGAGGAAAACAAUAUGAACCUUCACUAUUCCUACACCAGCCUUCUCUCCGGCAUAAGAGGAAAACAAUAUGAACCUUCACUAUCCUUACACCAGCCUUCUCUCCGGCAUAAGAGGAAAACAAUAUGAACCUUCACUAUCCUUACACCAGCCUUCUUACCUGCCUAAAGACUACAAAAACGUAAGACAAAAUGAGCCUUUAUUCUCUUCUAUUGUCAAAUUUCUCUCCUCCCUAAAGACUACAUAACUGGAAAACAAAUUUAAACCCUAUUCUCUUCUCUUGAUGAAUUUUUCUCCUGCCUCAAUUCUUCCAUAAGAAAAGAGAAAACUUGUUCAGCUUCACUAACCUUUAAUUCUCACAAGUAUCAGAUUUCUGUUCUACCUAAAAACUACCAUAAAGGUAAAUAGAAUAAAGUCAACUAAGUGUUUUGAUUUCCAUGGAUUUUUUUCUUACCUAAAAACUGCAUAAGAGGAAAACACGACAGAUAUUGAACUGUGUCUGGAGUAUCUGCCUGUCACUACAUAUCCACCGAGAUCCGUUUCUUACGUUUCUCAGCUCUCCCUUUCGGCCGUCUGAGGUAGCGAACACGUUCAUAAUAAUAAUAGUAUAAUAACAAUAUCGAUGUUCUAGUUACUCCGAGCUGGUCUGUCCAUACUGGCCGACAUUCCCUGCCCAGUAUUUGUAUAUUUUUCCACUUUUCUGUGAGAUGUAAAACCCGAAAGCCUGUUGUAGUGUCACCCCCCUUUUCCUUCAUGUACUAUUCUGAAAUAAACAUCAUUAACCAUCA